AUGUCAGGCGCAAGAUAUCAUUUCGAGUGGUUUCCAUAUGAAGUCUUUCAUCUAUUUACGUAUUCUCUAGGUUAUGUACCUGAACGUAUCAUAUGUGUUUUGCCAGCUGGACUUAAUUUUGAUGGACGUUCAGCAGUCAUACGUGCUCAACAAACACAUCUAACAAUAGCAUUAUGUAAUGCUAUGAUGGAUGAAGCUAAUACAACAAUAUGUGUAUUUAAUGCAGGUGCUAUACGUAUUGAUGAUCAAUUAAUGGGUAUAAUAACUCAAUAUGAUGUAUUGCGUUGUUUACCAUUUUCAGCUAAUAUAAUAUCAUUACGUGUUAAUGGUUCAAUACUUACUAAAGUUUUAAAUCGUGGUUUAAUGAAUGUAAAUACUGGAAUGUUUAUAUCCUAUGCUGGUGUAGAAUAUGAUAGUCGAGAAGAAAAAUGGUAUCUUCAACAAAGUCGACAACCGAUUGAUAGUGAAGGUUUAACAUUAACAAUUGUUUCUAUACCAUAUUUUAUACAAAAUACAGAAUUAAAAUAUUUAUCGCAAACUUUAGCUACACAUACAACAAUAACACGAGCUUUUAUUAAGUAUCUUGAAAAAAAUUACGCAAAUACAACACAUCAUGAAUUACCAUGA
Molecule: messenger RNA, 627 nt
Organism: Rotaria sp. Silwood1
Lineage: Eukaryota; Metazoa; Rotifera; Eurotatoria; Philodinida; Philodinidae
Source: the annotation of a GenBank genome assembly